AGGAAAGAAGCCGAAGAGAGAAGGUGAGAGAGAGAGAGAGAGAGAGAUUUGAGAGCUUUUCAAAAUCCUAAAAGCCUUUGUUUCUUAUAUAAGAAGGGAAAAGCCAAACGGUUUCUUCACUUAGCUUCUGCUCUUUCAUUCUUUCCUUUUCAAAACACAUACACAAACACAAAAAAGCUCUCUCUUCUCCUCUCUUUAUUUCUCUCGAAUCAUAUAAAAGGAAGGAAAGAGAAGCUGAAGCUCUUCUAUAAUUUCUACUUGCUGUUUUCUGUUUUGGAGAGAUGAGUAAGGAGACUGUUGUUGUGAGAGAGUUCGAUGCGGAGAGAGAUUGCUCGCGUGUUGAGAUAGUGGAGAGGAUGUGUGAAGUGGGGCCCAGUGGGAAGAUGUCCCUCUAUACUGAUUUGAUGGGUGAUCCCAUUUGCAGAGUCCGCCACUCCCCAGCUUAUCUCAUGUUGGUAGCAGAGUCGAGGGCGGAGAAAGAGAUCGUGGGCCUAAUCAGGGGCUGCAUCAAGACCGUUACUUGCGGCAAUAAGCUCUCUAGGAACGGAAAGAACGGCUCCGAAAAUAACGUACAUCUUCCGAUAUACACCAAAGUAGCGUAUAUACUCGGCCUACGCGUCUCUCCAUCGCACCGACGAAUGGGAAUUGGGUUGAAGCUCGUUUCUCGAAUGGAGGACUGGUUUCGAGAAAAAGGAGCAGAGUAUUCCUACAUGGCAACAGAGAAAGACAACGAGGCUUCGUUAAAGCUGUUCAUAGACCGCUGCGGCUACUCCAAAUUCCGCUCCCCAUCCGUACUCGUCCAACCCGUUUUCGCCCACCGAGUCAGGCUUCCGAGCCGAGUCACAAUUUUCCGACUCUCUCCACACGAUGCAGAGAUCCUUUACCGUCGCCGCUUCUCAACCAUCGAGUUCUUCCCCAGGGACAUUGACUCAGUCCUCAACAACAAGCUCAACCUCGGCACCUUUCUCGCCGUGUCGGGUUACACUGAGUCGUGGCCGGGUCUGGACCGGUUCCUGUCCGACCCGCCCGAGUCGUGGGCGGUUCUGAGCAUCUGGAACAGUAAAGAGGUAUUCAGGCUCGAGGUGAGAGGCGCGUCGUUGGUGAGGAGAGGGUUUGCAAAGACGAGUCGACUCAUUGACAAGGCGCUGCCAUGGCUGCGGAUACCGUCCGUGCCGGAAGUGUUUCGGCCGUUCGGGUUGCAUUUGUUGUAUGGGUUGGGUGGGGAAGGACCCGACUCGGUGAGAUUGACUCGGGCCCUGUGUGGGUUUGCUCACAACCUGGCGAAGGAGAAAGGGUGUGGUGUGGUGGCGACUGAGGUGGCGAGCUGGGAGCCGCUCAGGUUAGGGAUACCCCACUGGAAGAGGCUAUCAUGCGCUGAGGAUCUCUGGUGCAUGAAACGGCUCGGGGAGGAUUAUAGUGAUGGGGCCGUUGGUGAUUGGACCAAGUCGCCUCCUGGACCGUCCAUUUUUGUCGACCCCAGAGAGUUUUAAAAAGAAAUAGGAUUUUUUUUUUUGGGGGGGGGGGGGUGGUUCUGGCAAGUCAGAAAUGUAGCAGGGGGGUGUUUGAAAAUACGGGUUUUAUUUCUCUCCUGUUUUUUUUUUUUUUGGUAACCGUUUCAUAUGUACAUAUAUAUGGUAAAGACACGAUCUGGAACGUCCCAUGUAAAUAUGGAUGUGACGCUUUGAAAUUUGGAUAUGAAGAGAACUUUGAUAC
This is a messenger RNA of Magnolia sinica, 1713 nucleotides long. RefSeq names its product probable N-acetyltransferase HLS1. The transcript is spliced from 3 exons. Lineage: Eukaryota; Viridiplantae; Streptophyta; Magnoliopsida; Magnoliales; Magnoliaceae. The record is from RefSeq and is a predicted model, not a curated record. Bases 282 to 1490 code for a protein of 402 amino acids. Gene Ontology annotation, molecular function: acyltransferase activity, transferring groups other than amino-acyl groups.